AGUUGUCGGGACCACCAUUGGGCAAGCUCGCACAAGCGCGAGUGCAAGAUUUUUAUCGCGCUCGGCUGGCUCAAGACGUUAGACUGGGAAAGAUACUCCGACGGACUCACUUUUAACAAACCUCAUACAACUUGGGAAGAGGAGCGGGAGAAGAGAUACGUCUUUGAUCCGGCUUGGCGAGAGGCAGCGGGUCCCACUGACGUUAAGCCAAUCGAUGCAUCGUUCAAUAUCGUUUCGGGUAGGGAGGUUGAGCUGAAUAGUUUGCUCUCAUCUAACAAAUGACACCUCAGGCGAAAUGCUUUGGGGCGAUCUACCAUGUAUUGUCAUGGGUAUGAAGUCUACCGAGCAUGACAAUCCAGCCAAGCAAGUCAGAUUAGACUCAGAUGGUGAGGGAACAAUUGUACAAAUGGGUUGGAAGUACCGCGUCGCAGCAAAGUCUGGGGUAUGGAAGGUUAGUGAUAUCAACCCACAUGAUGACAUGCCACCCAUACGCGACGUUCUUCAGGUUGCCCAAGUCUUUGGGAAAAGCGAAGAAUUCGGUAGGGAGCGUACCGGCUGGAUCGUUUAUCACGAAGACGAGAGUCCGCAAGCCCUCGUCGAGAAAGGGGUGGAGGUCGAUUUCGUUUCAAAAGACCCUUCUAUUUCUUACGUCAACCGGUACGAUUGGGGUAACCACAUGUACGACUGGGGCUACACCACCCGUACAUGGGGCGACAUCGAUCCAGACUCGGGAUGGGCGGCGGCUCUCGAACGACACAGACGUAGAGACAGGGUGCACAAGUAUCAGAUGAAGGAAGGGCACCCGGACUAUGAGCGCUGGGAAAGGCCGGGGUAUUAUCGCCAUAGGAAGAUUUUCCUCUUCGAUGCGGCGCACGGACCAUCGGUGGUGAAGUUCACGGCUAGGUGGGUGUGUCUCGUGCUACGUGUCUUUUCUUCGUCAGCUUCAUGUCUGACCUAAUAGACCCAAUGUUCUCGAUGGGGCUCUUGGACGUGGUGUGAAGGUCAGCUCGGACCAUCCGUCCUACACGCUCUAUGCGGAAGAGACACCGGUCGGAUGCAACUUGCAUAUUCCCUGUGGCCACGACUAUGAAUAUGGGAGAUUGUUUUUUGCGGAGAGUCGUUCGCCCAGAUUUCCUGAGGACAGAGAGUUGGUCGCGUUCUGGUACGA
This is a messenger RNA of Guyanagaster necrorhizus, 1168 nucleotides long. RefSeq lists its product as uncharacterized. The record is from RefSeq and is a predicted model, not a curated record. The transcript has a single exon. NCBI's taxonomy places the organism in Eukaryota, Fungi, Basidiomycota, Agaricomycetes, Agaricales, Physalacriaceae. Bases 296 to 958 code for a protein of 220 amino acids.